AUGUGUCAACCGAUACCUCUGUACCUUCGUCUAAACUGUAUCAGGCGCCGUUACCGCACGUUCGACGGGACAUGCAACAAUCUGUGCAACAUAACCGAGGGCUCUGCCGAGACUGGAUUCGACCGCUUCCUCCCACCAGCCUUUCAGAACGGAGAUGGACCUAGACUCAUGUCUUCAUCUGGUGCUCCACUGAAGAACGCGCGAACAAUCAGUAAAAACGUGUUCAAGAGUACGUCUGAAGAUGUAGGUGGAAAACCUCCACCUUUCACUCACGUGACCAUGACGUGGGGUCAAUUUAUAGAUCAUGACAUCACGUUAACUGAGUCCAACGAGACUGCGGGAUGCGGGACCAACAACGAACAAUGUCCCACCAACAUUCCCGGAUGUAUAAGCAUACCGAUCUCACAGAACAACCCCGAUGAUCGACUGGCAAACAAUGUAACUGCACAAUGCAUUCCCCUAUCACGAUCAGCAUUGAGGGAUCGUGAACAGGUUAACUUAGUUUCAUCCUACAUUGAUGCUUCGAUGGUUUAUGGAGCUAAUUGUGAAGAGGCAGAGAGCCUCCGUGACAAAAUAGCAAAUACUGGAGCUUUACGCGUUCUCCCACUGCCAGUGAGACGCUCCGACAGGAUGCCAAUUUUACCUGAAGCUAGCCCAGAAUCCUUUUGUAAAUCACCGAGGCCUGCAGUGAGGCCUUGUUUCCUAGCUGGUGAUUUUAGGAGAGUCAAUGAAAAUCCCGCGCUUAUGGUAAUGCACACCCUUUUUGUGCGUGAACAUAAUCGCAUUGCACAGUUCCUUCAUUAUCUGAAUCCAAUAUGGCAGGAUGAAAAGCUUUUUCAGGAGGCACGAAAAAUAGUGAUUGGUCAAAUACAGCACAUUACAUACAACGAAUGGCUUCCUGUUCUGUUUCCUUCUAAAAAAUUGAGAAACGACGAGGGCAUUUUACUGGAGUCAUCUGGCCGGUUCUUCAGCGGUUACGACCCAAAUGUGAGGGCGACAACCUUAAACGCAUUUGCAGCAGCGGCUCUCAGGAUGGGUCACUCCUUGAUUCGACAGACGUUUGGACAGUUCAGUAAAGCAUUUGUACGACUGGGAGAGAUAAAUACCACAACAUUUUUCAAUCCUGACCCACUUUACACUUUAAGGAACAACGGUAUCGACGGAAUUUCUCUAGGGUUAAUAAAAGAACCAUCGCAGAAGUUUGAUAGGAACUUUGUGGAAGCUGUACGCGAAAGUCUCGUAAUAGAAGGACCAACCAUCGAGGGUUUUGUGGGAGACCUUAUGGCAAUCAACAUCCAACGUGGUCGUGACCACGCCCUACCACCUUACAUAGAAUUCAGACGAGCUUGUGACUUGGAUAAAAACUUAACCGGUGGCCUUGUCACAGAUUUUUCACAACUAACCAACAUUGACCCCGCGCAACUGGGUAAGAUUAAAGAGUCUUAUGACCAUCCUGCAGACAUAGACUUGUAUGUGGGAGGAGUCAGCGAGAGGCCACAGAAAGGGUCUAUAUUUGGGGAAACGUUCUCUUGUCUGAUUGCUCGAAGUUUCAAAAGAUACCGAUUUGGAGAUCGUUUUUGGUACGAAAGACGUGAUUCUUACACAGGAUUCACAAGCAGGCAACUGGAUUCUAUCAGAAGAGGUAGUUCCCUUGCAAGAAUCAUCUGUGAUAAUUCAGAUAAUGUGAAGGAACUUCAAAGGCGUGUAUUUGAAAGCAGCACAGUAAAGGUUCACUGUGAUGACAUUCCAUCCAUCAACUUGAACUUGUGGAGAGAGGAUCCGGGAAUGGAGGAUGAAAAUCCAUCAGCAGAAUGCGAAGCUUGCACUGAGUCCAUAAAAGAGGGCCAGGUGAUGGGGCCAGAUGACGCAAUGUCCACGGGGGCGGUCUCUGUUACAACUUAA
This is a messenger RNA of Pocillopora verrucosa, 1902 nucleotides long. Its product is annotated as peroxidasin homolog pxn-2-like. Gene Ontology annotation, biological process: response to oxidative stress. Lineage: Eukaryota; Metazoa; Cnidaria; Anthozoa; Scleractinia; Pocilloporidae. Gene Ontology annotation, molecular function: peroxidase activity; heme binding. The record is from RefSeq and is a predicted model, not a curated record.